GCAACCUCCCAAAAUAAAGAGCAAAGAUUGCAUUAGGAGCGAACAGCGCUGCAGAUAUAGAUGGCAGCUUCGUGUCAGUGAGUUUGCAUCCCCUUUCCUGAUCCACGAACUGGAGUGAUUAGAGUCCUGGAAGGGAAUCGUUGCUCCCGUGAAGUCCCCUUUUCCUGGCAGUCAUCUGCACUGUACACGCUGGAUCCCUCGCUCCAUCCACCCCACUCACUCGCUCCUCUCACCUCCUCUCUCCCUCUCUCCUGCAUUGAUUUUUUCUCUCUCCUUUUUUUAGUUGACUGAAACAAAACAAAACAAAAGGGCCACUGGAUGUCUGCCUUCUUGGGGGGUGAGCCAGACAGACUGACAAACAAACAGACCCAGCUGAGCUCGGGGGAGGGUUUCUCCUCCGGUUUUGCCCGGCAGCAGCAGCAUGGACGUGUUGGCUAGUUAUAGUAUAUUCCAGGAGCUACAACUUGUCCACGACACCGGCUACUUCUCAGCUUUGCCAUCCCUGGAGGAGACCUGGCAGCAGACUUGCCUUGAGUUGGAACGCUACCUCCAGACGGAACCCCGACGGAUCUCGGAGACCUUUGGUGAGGAUUUGGACUGCUUCCUCCAUGCCUCUCCUCCCCCGUGCAUUGAGGAAAGCUUCCGGCGCUUAGACCCCUUGCUGCUCCCAGUGGAAGCCGCCAUCUGCGAGAAGAGCUCUGCGGUGGACAUUCUACUCUCUCGGGACAAGCUGCUCUCUGAGACCUGCCUCAGUCUCCAGCCAACCAGCUCUUCCCUAGACAGCUACACAGCCGUCAACCAGGCCCAGCUCAACGCAGUGACCUCACUAACACCCCCCUCAUCCCCUGAGCUCAGCCGCCAUCUGGUCAAAACCUCACAGACUCUCUCAGCCGUGGAUGGCACAGUGACGUUGAAACUGGUAGCCAAGAAGGCUUCCCUCAGCUCAGUGAAGGUGGGAGGGGUGGCAGCGGCCGCAGCCGUGGCACCAGCUGGCGCAGUUAAGAGUGGACAGAGCGACAGUGAACAAGGAGGGGUAGGGGCUGACACAUGCCCUGAAAACAAGAAGAGGGUCCACCGCUGUCAGUUUAACGGAUGCCGGAAAGUUUAUACAAAAAGCUCCCACUUAAAGGCCCACCAGAGGACUCACACAGGUGAGAAGCCUUACAAGUGCUCAUGGGAAGGAUGCGAGUGGCGUUUUGCACGGAGCGAUGAGCUCACGAGGCACUACAGGAAACACACAGGUGCAAAGCCCUUUAAGUGCAACCACUGCGACAGGUGUUUCUCCAGGUCUGACCAUCUUGCUCUCCACAUGAAGAGACAUAUCUAAACAAAACAAAACAAAAACAAGAGUCAACAACAACAACAAAAACAACAAAACACCAUAAAGGCCAGAGUUGCCAUGGCAUCAGCCAGUGUCCGAAGGAGAUGCCCUGAGGCAGAGGGCUGGACUUCAGGCGGGGAGCACUGCCUCGCAGAAGAAAGUUCUCGCUUACAAACCUCUGUGUACAUACAUGUACACGCACACAUACAUACACCCUCACACACAGACCCACAAACAGACCCACUGUCAUGCACUCAACUAUAUUUAAAGUAUAUAUGUGUAUUUCUUAUGCCUUGCCCUAGCCAGAUGGUAGAAGAUGAGGAAGAAGGAAGCCAGGUGAACUCAGCAAGGCGCUGGCUGCUGACUCCACCCCUAUUGGAUUUACUUCCUGCUGUUGCCAAUGGAAAGAAAGCAAACAAACAGGACGUCUCUACA
Molecule: messenger RNA, 1756 nt
Organism: Microtus ochrogaster (prairie vole)
Lineage: Eukaryota; Metazoa; Chordata; Mammalia; Rodentia; Cricetidae
Gene: Klf7
Product: KLF transcription factor 7
Biological process (GO): regulation of transcription by RNA polymerase II
Molecular function (GO): RNA polymerase II cis-regulatory region sequence-specific DNA binding; DNA-binding transcription factor activity, RNA polymerase II-specific
Source: RefSeq, a predicted model, not a curated record